This is a messenger RNA of Amphiprion ocellaris (clown anemonefish), 4238 nucleotides long. RefSeq lists its product as uncharacterized. Gene Ontology annotation, molecular function: protein binding. NCBI's taxonomy places the organism in Eukaryota, Metazoa, Chordata, Actinopteri, Pomacentridae. Gene Ontology annotation, cellular component: ESCRT-0 complex. Gene Ontology annotation, biological process: protein transport to vacuole involved in ubiquitin-dependent protein catabolic process via the multivesicular body sorting pathway. The record is from RefSeq and is a predicted model, not a curated record. The coding region runs from base 208 to 3315 and encodes 1035 amino acids. The transcript is spliced from 17 exons.
GCAGAAAGUUGAGCCGAAACCCGAACAAACCCGGACAAACCCGAACAGACGAGCAGCGCCGAAGAGCUGUCCGAACACAGGCGGCCAUUUCGGGCUCCGACGGAGUUUGUGGGAGAAGUUGUUCCGACCGGGAGGAGGAGAACCAUGUCUCCGCCGUGACGGAGCACCGACACACCGGGAGAGAAGCAUCGAUACACGGACACAGACAUGGCCGAGGCCCGGGCCGAGCAGGACGACGACAACAUGCCGAGAGACGCCCGGGAACCGGUGGUCAGGAGACCGCCGAGCAGCUCCGGAGGUCGUCCUGACAGACGUAAACCGGAGCAUCGCCACAGCCAAGGACCUCUGUCAUCCAUCAGAGCCGCCAUCAAGAGGACUUCCACCAGGUCGACGUCUCUGUCUGAGACUCCCAGAGAUCGAGACAGAGACAGAGAGAGGAGGCGACCAGAGAUCACCAUCCUAUCAGCAGAGCCACUGGCCUCCACUUCCUGGUUCCCUGGGGCUUCUGGGGGAUUCCCACCUCCUCCUCCUCCUGCUGCACAGAUCUGGGGACCCACCAUCCCUCCGUCCAUACAGCCUCCUCCGUCCUAUGAGGAGGUGAUCAGGGAGAAAUCUCAGGAGCAGGUUCCCCUCCCCUCCUCUUCGUCCUCUUCGGCACCAUCUCGUCCAGUUUCUACGACGACCAUCGCCACGCAGACCGACUCUGGAUCUUCAUCUGCUGAUCCUCACAACUCUCCAGUAAGAAGACCAGUCAGACCUGCCAGACCGCCCCUCCCCCAACCUCUGAAGUCAUCUCACCUUGAUGACAUCACUGUCGCUGCGAGCCAAUCAGCGCCGAGCUCUGCUGAAGGUGACGCUGUGGAACUAGGAAGCUGUGAUCUUCUCUCUGACUUCUGCUCUCCUCUUACCUCCUCCUCCGCUGCUCAGACCGACCAAUGGGAUCAUCCAUCGGAGCGUCCGAAGCCACGCCCCCGCUCUAAGCUCGGAAUCCAGCCAAUCAGCAGUGAGGUCAAAGUUCAGACCCUGGUGAAGCUGCGUGAGGACGGUUUGGCCACGUUAGCGUCCCGCGCUUCAACCGACGGCUCCAACCAAGACGUGAGUCAAGGAAAGUAUCUCCAGGAGCUGCUGGACGCCUUCAGUUCCGACGACUGGGGCUUCCCUGAUCGCCGUAGCGACAGCAGCAGCCUCGGCCAAUCAGAGAGCGAGGACGAGGAGGAGGAGGACAUGGCGACUCUGAGGGCGAGGAUACAAGCUUUCGAGCAGCAGCAGGCGGCUGAAGGAGACGCUCAGACUGUUGACGGCUUCGCUAAGAGACCUGAGCCUCGACCUCGGCCUCGUCUCCAGGGGCAACCGGCCAAACCGGGUCCGCCCGCCAUCGCCCCCAAACCCAAACACUACCCACACGGUCCGAAACCCUCCAGCAUGGUGUUCUGGGAGGACGGGGGACCAACAGCAGAACCAGGAGAAGACCAGACUGAAACCCCGUCUGCAGAUCUAACCUCCAGACCGGGUCCAGGUUCAGAACCUCAGACCUGCAGGACCCCCGACAAACCCUCCAUCAGUCCAAAACCCCCGUCGGUCCCUGAAUCCCCGUCACCUGGCCCGGUUCCUGCCCCGAGGCCUCCUCUACCCAAACUCUCCUCCUCCCUCAGUGACUCCAGGGUCCCUCCCAGACCACCAGUGGCUCCCAGGGCCAGCGUUGGAGCUCCACCCCCAGAGAGGAGCACCGCAGACGGACACACAACCCCGACUCUGCCCCCCAGACCCUCCGUGGAGGUUGGAGGUGGAGCGCAGAGCGAAACAACGGCUGGAACAGAAGCGACGCAGAACACAACAAACCAAACCGUUAAAGCCGGCAGCGUUCGUCCCUUGGUCCCGACCAAACCGUCCUCCCUGAACUUGGCCCGCAGAUCCAGCGCUCCUAAUCUGCCUCCUAAACCCACCGGAUCCUCACCAACACAACCAGAUCCAGGCAAGCCUUCUGCUGCCCCGGUUCCAGCCCCCAAACCUCCAGGACCAACCAAACCCCCGACACCGAACCAGAACCAGACUCCAGCUCCAGCUCCAGCCCUGAGGAAAGUCCAAACCAAAGCUGAAACCAGCAGCAGUCCAACCUCCUCAGAACCUCCUCUUCCUCCACGUCCCUCCAGUGUGAAGCUCCUCCCCCUUCGUCCUCCACCAAUCAAAUCUAUCCCUGGUAGACCGCCACCUCCAACCGUCAGCUCAGCCUCAGCCUCAUCCUCCAAUCAGAUCCCUCCUCCUAAAGCUGCUCCCGCCGCUUCAGUCUCACCAGCCAAUCAGUUUCCACCAUCUCACACGACCCUGCCUUCUGCUACUGUACCAGCCAGUCAGACGCAGCGGGCUCCAAAGAAAGGCCCGCCUCUACCACCACGCCCCAAACCUGGACACCCCCUCUUCAACAGCUACAUGAAGCAGGAGGUUCUGAUCGUCCUGGACGACCCAAGUCCCUCCGAGUCUCAGACCGUCUCCUCCCCUGUGAUCAGCCCUCCACAGUGUCUCCUGGACCUGGACCCUCAGCCAGAACCGGGUCUGGAUCAGGACCAGUCCAAGCCAGCCUUAGACGGCUUGUCAGACUCUCAGUCCAUUCUGCCUGUGGAGCAAAAAGAGCUGCCAGAACCUGCUACUGUCAGCGGUCCUCGGUGUGUCGCCGUGUUCGACUACGAAGGCGAGGAGGAAGACGAGCUCACUUUCUCUCAGGGUGAUGUCAUUGCCCUCCUGCAGCUGAUUGGGCAGGAGUGGGCGCGGGGCCAGAUCCACGGGCGAAUCGGAAUCUUCCCCCUGAACUUCACUGAGGUGGUGGAGCCCCUCCCACAGCCGUCGCCAGCGGAAACCACACCGGCGUCCACGGAGACGGGAGCAAUGGAGAGCAGCGCUGCUCCAAACAACUCUGAGGCUCCACAGUCUGAGCGUGAGCAGACAGAAGAGUGGGCCGUGGCUUUGUUCGAGUUCCCCGGUCAGACUGCAGAGGACCUGUCCUUCCAGAAGGGGGCGCUGAUCCAGGUGAUGGAACACGUGGAUGCAGAGUGGUGCAGAGGAAGACUGGAGGGCCGAGAGGGGCUUUACCCUGCAGCCUUCACCCAGCCCUGCUCCGCUCAGCCAAUCACAGGCCAACAGGCGGUGGUUAAAGCAGAGGCUAAAGCUCUGUUUGACUUCACGGCAGAGAGCGAGGACGAGCUCACAUUGAAGGUUGGAGAUGUGAUCUCUCAGGUGGAGUCUGUGGACGAUCAGUGGAUUUUAGGGGUCGUAGGAGGGAAACGAGGCAUUGUGCCUAAAAACUACAUUUCAUUUCUUUGAUGAGGAAAUAAAACCUUCUGUGUGUCUUCUGGAGGUUUGAACACGUCCAGAGGACAGACCUGGUUCGGUUUCUUUAUUGGAGGUUUUGAUUUGAGCAGUUGACGGAUGGAUUAGUUCUGUUGGAUUCUUUCUGCUGGACUGAAUCUUACUUUUCCUUUCGCUGACUGUUGGGUUUAUUCGUCUGGAUUCUCUUCCGUUGUUCUAUUUCCUAAUUAUGGUCCAGUAACUGUUUAACACGAAGCUGUUGGCUCUACGAUGGAAACUGAAAGACUGAAUCUGGUCUCCACAUUUUCCCCAAUGGUUCUAAAAGUGACUAAAAGACUUGUUUUCUCUUUACUCUAGUUCACCAGGAGCAGAGUUUGAGGUCCAGAUCUGAGGAGGUUUAAAGUGAUGAUGAGGCAGGUUUUAGUAGAAACUCCAGGUGAGUUAUGACUGAAGAGAAACACCAGUUGUGGUUUGAACCAAAUGGGACCGUUAUUAGGACGUUUAACUGUUCAAAUGUUUUGUCCUGUAACACUGGUAGAUACUUCAGCUAAUAUACGUGCUUAUAAAAGUAUGUUUUUAUGUCCAGAAUAACGAUAACACUGUCUGAAAUAAUUCAAACUUUUUCCAGAAUUCCUUGAAUAUUGUCCAAAAUUACUCAAAAACUGUCCACAACGACUCAAAACAUUUCCAUAAUGAGAGUUUGGAGACGGUCGGUGUUUGGCAAAGAAAAUCUCUCAGCGUCUGUGUUGCUUUUUCCUGAAUUUUUGCACUUUACAGCCUCGCGGUUGGAUUUUUCAGUCUGUUUCUGAUUUAAAGUGUCGUCGGAGAGAAAACCCGUUGGACUGGUUUCGUACCAGUGUGAGAUAGAAAUGUCUUUUCAUGUGUAACCAAACAUUCCCACUUUUUAAUCCAAAUAAAACGUUGACACUUUCUCACAA